UGGCGUUCGGUCGGAUGGUGGUUUAUCUGUGAACUGUGAGUUCAGGUUAACAACGACCUCAACCAGGAACCGUAUGACGUAUAACGUGUCCGUUAUUGUUAUUGUUGUAUGUGUUACGUCGAAAACUAGGACUGUGUAGUAUCUGAACUGUAGUACUGUAGUACUCGUCUCUCUGGAGGCAGGACUACAACAGAUUAAAACUCGCAGCUGUUUUGUUAAAAAAAAGAAAAGAAAAUCACAUGUCAGUGACGUCACCCUCUCUCUCUCUCCCCCUCCCUCUCUCUCUCUCUCUGUUGUUCCCCGUUUCCCCAGGCUAACGGCUAGCUCGGUCUGUCCUGUUGUUCUCUGUGGUCCAGGGUCGGGGUGGAUUGACUCGGUUCUGAGGGUCCACGGUGUCGGAGCAGUAACUCCAGGACGACACGAGCCUGCCGUUAGCACCGUUAGCUUCUUUCUGUUUAUUCCUUCGGUAGCGGCGGCUUAGCUUCAGCGCUAACUCCUCUGUAAUUACCGUUAGCGCUCGCUGCUCGUGUCGUUAGACCAAAGCGUCGCAGUUGCGGGAACAUGUAACGAUCCAGAACCAGGUUGUUCUCACGGCCGAAUGUCGUCCUCACUCUGCGGGACUCGUCCGUCUGUCGCAGCUAAUGUUAGCUGUUAGCAGCUCUUUGUUUCCGUUAACAACAGCUGAGGAGCUAAUGAUGCUCUGUUAGCAGACUGAACAUCAGCAGGAUUUAGACCGGAGCCUGGACCGGACCGGACCCGGACCCGGACCACUGUAGACCCGGACCAGAUGUUACAUUAACACCAGUCUGGUUUUUAGUUCGUUCUGGUCUCGGUUCAUUUUUGUACUAAUUAACUGCUGACAUGAUUCUGUGACAUCACUCGCCCUCACAAGGCACGAUGACGUCAGGCUACGUCACCUACCUGUUCCUACUCUCAGGAUGCAUUUCUGCUGCUCAGAAGAGUGACAAUGUCUACGUAUCAGGGAUCUCCAGUGCCUGCAGUGAUGGAGCCCAGCUCCUCCGCUCCUCCUCCGGGGUCAUCAGCACGCCGGGCUGGCCCUUCCAGUAUCCUGCCCGCCUCAACUGCAGCUGGAACAUCAGAGCUCAGCCUGGGGACACCAUCACCAUCAGUUUCCAGGACUUUGACCUGCAGGGCUCUCACCGCUGCUCCUCAGACUGGAUGUCCAUCAGCAGCUACAGGAGUCUGGACGGACUCAGGGUGUGUGGCUCCUCCCUGCCUCCACCCUACGUCUCCACCCAGGACCACGUCUGGAUCCACUUCCACUCCGACAGCACGCUGACGGGAAAAGCCUUCAGACUUUCCUACGUCUCAGGGAAACCUGAGGUGCCCAGCUGUGACGUGGACCAGUACCACUGCUCCAAUGGGAAGUGCAUCCCAGACUGGUGGCGCUGUAACUCCAUGGACGAGUGCGGGGACAACUCAGAUGAGGAGCUGUGCGUGGACUCGCCCUUCUCCUUUCAGCCUUGUGGACUCAACCAGUUCCCCUGCCUGUCCCGCUACACCCGCAUCUACACCUGCCUGCCCCACAGCCUGCGCUGCGACGGCAGCAUCGACUGUCAGGAUCUGGGAGACGAGAUCGACUGUGAGGUUCCCACCUGUGGAGAAUGGCUGAGGAACUUCUACGGUUCCUUCACUUCUCCAAACUACCCCGACUUCUACCCUCCAGGAAGUAACUGCACCUGGCUGAUUGACACCGGAGACCACCGGAAGGUCAUCCUAAGGUUCAUCGACUUCAAACUGGACGGCACCGGUUACGGCGACUACGUCAAAGUGUACGACGGACUGGAGGAGAACCCGCGCCGCCUCCUCAGGGUUCUAACUGCGUUCGACUCCAGAGCCCCGGUGGCCGUGGUGUCGUCAUCGGGUCAGCUGAGGGUUCACUUCUACGCCGACAAGAUCAACGCCGCCCGGGGCUUCAACGUGACCUACCAGGUGGACGGGUUCUGUCUUCCGUGGGAGGUUCCGUGUGGGGGGAACUGGGGCUGUUACACGGAGCAGCAGCGCUGCGACGGUUACUGGCACUGUCCCAAUGGUCGGGACGAGCUCAACUGUUCCUCCUGUCAGGUGGACGAGUUCCCCUGUUCAAGGAACGGAGCCUGUUACCCCCGCUCCGACCGCUGCAACUACCAGAACCGCUGCCCCAAUGGUUCCGACGAGAAGAACUGUUUCUUCUGUCAGCCCGGAAACUUCCACUGCAAGAACAACCGCUGCGUGUUCGAGUCCUGGGUCUGUGACGCUCAGGACGACUGUGGUGACGGCAGCGAUGAGGAGAGUUGUCCGGUCAUCGUCCCCACCCGGGUCAUCACCGCAGCCGUCAUCGGCAGCCUGAUCUGUGGCCUCCUGCUGGUGAUCGCGCUCGGUUGCACCUGCAAACUCUACUCUCUGAGGAUGUUUGAGAGACGGUCCUUCGAGACUCAACUGUCCAGAGUAGAGGCAGAACUUCUGAGGCGAGAGGCUCCGCCCUCUUAUGGUCAGUUGAUUGCCCAGGGUUUGAUCCCCCCGGUGGAGGAUUUCCCAGUGUGCUCUGGGAGUCAGGCCUCAGUCCUGGAGAACCUCCGUCUGGCCGUUCGCUCCCAGCUGGGUUUCACCUCCCUACGUCUUCCUGCCUCCAGUCGGAAUGCCACCCUGUGGCGCCGCCUCUUCACCUUUUCCCGCUCCCGGCGCUCUGGUUCCCUGGCGUUGGUGUCAGCUGACCUGGAGGACAGCGCAGGCUCCGGGAGCACCGGAAGUUCUGCCUCCGACCUGCUGUCCCCGGACUCAGAAACGGACACAGACACGGAGGGUGAGCGAGGGAGAGAGCGAGGAGUCGGUGCUGUGGGCGGAGCUGUGGCACCGUUGCCUCACAAAGCCCCGCCCCCCUCCUCUGCUGUGGAGGCCGCGCCCACGACUGCUACUCCGACAACACCGAUACCGAGCAGGAACCGGGGACCGGGAGAUGGAUCCAGAGAAACCCCGCCCCCCCCCAGCCCAGUGGCUCUGCCGUCGGCCAAUAGAGAUCCAGAAUGUCACAGUGACGCAGCUUCAGAGCUUCAAGCCCCUCCCUCCUCCGCCCUGCAACGCCUGGCCAGCGGCCUGCAACGCCUGGCCCGGAACUUGACAAGAACCAGUCAGAAUCAGCAGAACCGAGUGUGGACCAAUCACAGCCCGCUACGUCAGCUGGAGGCGGGGCGACAUGGAGCCGAUUCCCCGGAACGCAGAGGAAGUGGAGACGACGAGGAAGACGUGGAACUGCUGAUCCCGUCCUCGGACUCUGAUUCUGCCUCGUCCUCAUUGGUCGAUGACAUCCAGCAGCCGCUGCUGGAGCCCCACCCCUCGGCCCCCGUCGGCCGUUCUCACCACCAUCACAGUCGGAGAUCACGGAACGGUCCCUGCGAACACUGUGGGAUGGUUCACACGGCCCAGAUUCCUGACGCCUGUCUGUGGGCUACGACCAAAACAGAGAGCAGGGAACAGAGUGACGAUGAGCUGCUGCUGCUCUGCUAACAGGUUAGCAGGCUAAUGUUAGUGCUAACCAUGCUAACGCUUGGUACGACUAGGAGAAUCGUCCUAUGGUUAGCUGGCUUGCUAACUGAGGCUACUACUAUUACUGUAAAACCUACCUAAUGACUCAUUAGCUAAUAGGCUAAUGGACCAGCUAAUAGAGAAAAAACAUGACUGAUAUUAAAAAAAACCGGCCAACAGGCUAACAACGGGGCUGGAAUUACUAACGCGUACGGUACUACUUCAAAUACGAUCCAGAGUUAGCUCAGAUAUGGGCGCAACUACUGCUACUGAAGCUCUGUCCUUGUAACGACAGUUAGCUAACAUGCUGACAACUACGCUAACAGACACUAAUACCUAACCUUAACGACAGGCUAAUGUCGAUGGUACUUUGUCACAACUUUGAAAAUCAAUAUAAAAACAUUUCAUGGCAAGUCCGCCUGCUAACAUUUCUAGCGCGGCGGACUGCUGUUGAAGUUUUAACUCUAACCAUUUCAUUAAGUAUUAGCACAUUGGCUACUGCUAACAUAGAUGCUAGUUUUAAAACAAAUGUGAACAAUAACAAAAGCUAGCCAAUAUUUUGACAUUUCAAGCAACUGUGCUAGCAAAGAUACAAACAAAAAUGUCAAAAAACAUACUCCAGUCAGCUAGCAUUUCAAACUUGGCAGCACCGAACAGCAGCAAUCGUAGCAUGUUACUCAGUACGCUAACAUUACAAACUGGGUAGCAGUCGGCUAUGACCUGUUUACUUGAUUUGAGUUAGCAAAAAUGCUAACAAUACAAUCCUUGUCAAGGCUAACUUUUGAUGCGACUGAAGAAAUGUUGUCAAGUAUGUUUACAUUUCAACAUGUUCAAAAGUUUAGUUUUGCUUAAAUGACUGUAAAGACUGCUAGCCAACCUGCUAACAUUUCACACGUCGCAGCAACCUGACCUUAGUUAGCUGCUCUAGAGAAAACAGUAAGCCAUACAAACACUGUUAGUACGUGUUAGCAUGUUAGCUGGACUACAACUUGUUGAUCAGGUUUGUGACAUGAAAAAACAGCUGAACCAAUCAAGGACUGAGGGAAUAUGAUGUCACUGAUUGGUCAGUCCAACUGACGUUCCCGUAGUCUGUCCUUGAAGACAUUCCCCACUUCCUGUUUGGUACGAUGUUUGGAAAGGCUAACUUCUUGGUUUGAGAGUCGGCGGUUGAUGAUGUCAUCGUAUUCCGUUUUCAUUAAUGGAACCGUGAGGUAAUGAUGUCCGUCACCCACGUCCAAUGUCCACUAGGUGGUGAUGUAGGUAGCUAACCACAACACCUACUAGCAGACUGACCUUGUACAGCCUGAUUCUCACGGUACGAUAAUUAUUUUACACUAAUAUUUAUUGACCUUCGAGGGUUAAAACACCAUCACAUUACGUUUGUUUUUUGGCUAAUCCGAUCUGGUUCCUAGCCACAAGAUGACCGCCGAUGCUCAUGUCCCAGUUCCGCUAGUGAUUCGUUAGCUCACGUUAGUGUUUAUAAUAACGGUACAGUUACUAACGUAAUCAAACAUAAUUCACGAUAAAAAAAACCCUUAUCACAUGGUCACGCCUCCUCAGACUCCGCCUCCUCAGACUCCGCCUCCUCAGACUCCGCCUCCUCAUUCGCGAACGCUGUUGUCAACCAGCAGUUUCUCACCACUGGUAUUAAAAAAAGGACGAGGCUACAGUUUACGCGCAGGUGUCGGGAACCACAGACAGCCAAUCCGAUGUGAGGCUUUUCAAGCCCUGCCCCCUGGACUGGAGCCAAUCAGACGGUCCGAUGUGUUUUUCUUUGUUCUUGUUUUGGUACAGUCUGCUGUGUGAGUGUGACUCUGUAUUUAUUAUUAUUGUUAUUGUAAUUAUAAUAAUUAUGGUACGACGUUCCUUUGUUCUGUCGAUGUUGUGUAUUUUUUCCGAGCUGCAUGACUCCGUGGUUUGGUGUUAGCGUGGUUAUUUUUUCUAAAGAUUAAAAUGGUUAAACUGC
Messenger RNA from Cynoglossus semilaevis (tongue sole), 5488 nucleotides. RefSeq names its product low density lipoprotein receptor-related protein 12 (gene lrp12). The transcript is spliced from 11 exons. Gene Ontology annotation, molecular function: protein binding. Gene Ontology annotation, cellular component: plasma membrane. The coding region runs from base 898 to 3504 and encodes 868 amino acids. Lineage: Eukaryota; Metazoa; Chordata; Actinopteri; Pleuronectiformes; Cynoglossidae. The record is from RefSeq and is a predicted model, not a curated record.